AUCGAAGCGAGCUUAUUUAGAGGAGCCGAAUGCCCUUCGUCUUGUGGGGUGGGCUUUUAGCUGUGCGUUAGCUGUCCUUGGUGUUCUUCUCUCCCCUCUCUGCUCCACAUACCUAGAAAGCAAACACCUUUGCCCCAUUCUCCUCACUCUCCUCUUCGUAUUGCUUCGCCCUUCCACAAGCGUAAUUGUUGUUCCGAGAAUGAGAUGAAGAGGAGAAGCAGCAUAACGGAAAAGCUUCAUCUCCUCUUCCUCUUCUUGAUCUCAUUUGCGGCGGCGAGAGCGACCGCCUUCAGCAGCCAUGGCCUCACCGACGCUGAGGCCGGGUUCAUCCGUAGGCGGCAGCUGCUGUACUACCUCGACGAGUACGGCGACCGCGGCGAGCGGGUGAGCGUCGACCCGUCCUUCCGCUUCCCUAACCCCCGUCUCCGCGACGCCUAUGUCGCCCUGCAGGCCUGGAAGAAGGCCAUCCUCUCCGACCCCCACAACUUCACCGGCAGCUGGGUCGGGCCCAAUGUCUGCUCCUACUAUGGCGUCUUCUGCGCCCCGCUCCCCUGCAACCGCUCCCUCACCGUCGUCGCAGGUAUCGACCUCAACCACGCCGACAUCGCCGGGUACCUCCCUGAGGAGCUCGGCCUGUUGACCGACCUCGCCCUCUUCCACAUCAACUCCAACCGCUUCUGCGGCACCGUCCCCCAGAAACUCCGCCAGCUCACCCGCCUCUUUGAGAUCGACCUCAGCAACAACCGCUUUGCCGGCAAGUUCCCCAGGGUCCUCCUCGAGCUCCCCUCGCUCAAGUUCCUCGACAUCCGGUUCAACGAGUUCGAGGGCGGCGUCCCUCGCGAGCUCUUCGACAAGCCCCUCGAUGCCAUCUUCAUCAACCACAAUCGGCUCGCCUUCGACAUCCCCGAUAAUAUCGGCAACUCCCCCGUCUCCGUCAUCGUCCUCGCCAACAACCGCUUCCGCGGCUGCCUCCCAGCCAGCCUUGGCAAUAUGUCGAACACCUUGAACGAGAUCAUUCUCAUGGACAACGGGCUGCGGUCCUGCCUUCCGCCCGAGGUCGGCCUGCUGAGGAAGCUCACCGUGUUCGACAUCAGCUUCAACCAGCUGCUGGGACCGCUGCCGGAGGAGAUCGGCCGCAUGGUCAGCCUCGAGCAGUUGGAUGUCGCGCACAACCUGCUGUCAGGGCGCAUCCCGGAGUCCAUCUGCCAGCUCCCGCAUCUGCAAAACUUCACCUUCUCCUACAAUUUCUUUACCGGCGAGCCGCCGUCGUGCUUGAAGGUGCAGUCAUUCGACGACCGGAGGAAUUGCCUUCCCGAGCGACCGUUGCAGCGGUCGGGGAAGCAGUGCGAGUCGUUCUUGUCGCACCCGGUGGACUGCAGUUGGUUUCGGUGUAAGCCGUUCGUGCCGGCAUUUCCGCCGCCGCCGCUGCCUCCAUCGCCUCCUCCGCCGUCUCCCCCGCCGUCCCCGUCUCCGCCACCACCAUCUCCUCCACCUCCCCCAUCUCCAUCGCCACCACCUCCGUCUCCGCCGCCCCCAUCCCCACCUCCUCCUUCACCGCCGCCGCCACCUCCACCAGUUUAUUCAUCGCCUCCACCGCCUAAUUCACCACCACCUCCCAUGCAUUAUUAUUCUCCUCCGCCACCACCAUCUCCUCCACCUCCCCCAUCUCCAUCGCCACCACCUCCGUCUCCGCCGCCCCCAUCCCCACCUCCUCCUUCACCGCCGCCGCCACCUCCACCAGUUUAUUCAUCGCCUCCACCGCCUAAUUCACCACCACCUCUCAUGCAUUAUUAUUCUCCUCCGCCACCACCAUCUCCUCCACCUCCCCCAUCUCCGUCGCCACCACCUCCGUCUCCGCCGCCCCCAUCCCCACCUCCUCCUUCACCGCCGCCGCCACCUCCACCAGUUUAUUCAUCGCCUCCACCGCCUAAUUCACCACCACCUCCCAUGCAUUAUUAUUCUCCUCCGCCACCACCAUCUCCUCCACCUCCCCCAUCUCCAUCGCCACCACCUCCGUCUCCGCCGCCCCCAUCCCCACCUCCUCCUUCACCGCCGCCGCCACCUCCAUCAGUUUAUUCAUCGCCGCCACCGCCUAAUUCACCACCACCUCCCAUGCAUUAUUAUUCUCCUCCGCCACCAUACCCAUCUCCACCCCCACCCAACUUUCCGCCUCCACCGCCGGUUUAUCACUACUUGUCACCACCGCCACCUCCGCCUCCAUGUAUAGAACCACCGGAAUCUUCACCACCUCCGCUAACACCCUAUUACGGAGGUCCAUUGCCACCUGUCGUCGGAGUCUCAUACGCAUCUCCUCCGCCUCCCCCUCCUCUCCACUGAUUCUUUUGAAAAUUGUCCUCGUCCUUCUCCUAUCCUCAAUUAGGCAUCAGAAAAAUGUCUUCAUUCAUUUGGAUUCUUAUCAUGCCAUCUUCUCCAUUAAUUGGCGCUACGUUAUUUCUCUGGCUGCUUUCGUAGCUCACCAGGAACAGCUCAAAGUUCGAGAACACUGCUUGGUGCAUUCAACUUCCGUCAUGGUGAUGGAUGCAGAGUUGGAGAAGCACUGAAGGGUAGGAUUAAGAGGAACCUCUCCACGUAAUUUGAAUUAUGCAAUGGUAUAUGGGUUUGUGAAUGAACUGUCGACAGAGCAAGAGAAUGAACAGUAGGUUGCAGGGACAAAAAAAUGUAUGUAUAGAGAACAUGCGACCCAAGACAUGCGUGCAGAUCAAUUGUGUCUGUGGUUUGAGUAACUUGCAAUGUCCCGUCCAUUAAGCCGUCACAUAAAUUCUCUGAACUGCUUCCUGCAGUGGUAAGCGGUCAGCAGUCCAUCGACUGUGGAAAGUGAAUAGCAGUGAGUGGGUGAGGCGUCCAUGUCCCAUAUUAAUUGCCGUACUCGUCGGUGAAGCCUGCAAGAGAGUGGCCGUGAUCGAUCAGACCGCACUUGGAUCUUUACCCAUUACGGCGGCUGCUUGGUCCCAUCUCCACUCAUCGAUUGACCGCUGUUGGUGGCGAGAUGGGUCCGGGUUUUGAUGAGCCUCCUCGUUUGGCGUUGUGCCGAUCGAGCAGGCGGCAGGCAUUAUGCAGAACGUUGUUGGUUUGGGUACAGCUCCAGUUGGUUGGUUCACGGGGACGGUGGAGGCCAGCAGAGGGAAGGAGCCAAAGAGAGUCCUCGAGGUGGAAGACAAGUUAAUGUUCUUGAAUGCGCCAUUUAUUUCUGGUUCGUUUCU
Molecule: messenger RNA, 3221 nt
Organism: Musa acuminata AAA Group (dessert banana)
Lineage: Eukaryota; Viridiplantae; Streptophyta; Magnoliopsida; Zingiberales; Musaceae
Product: leucine-rich repeat extensin-like protein 4
Exons: 2
Coding region: 205-2337 (710 amino acids)
Molecular function (GO): protein binding
Source: RefSeq, a predicted model, not a curated record